GGCGGCUUAGCAGUUAAAAAUGGCGGCUGCUCUUGCGAGACAUGUGUCUGCUCGCGCGAUAUUAAGUUCAAUUUCAAAGUCAUGUAUCCUAUCUUUGAAAGCUCAAAACUUGCGACAUUUGUACGGCGCGGCGGUGCUGGGUUUAGACAAGUACUUGGAACAGAGAGAGAAAAUGAAACAUCAAUUUGGCGACGCCAAAGAGAAGUUUUUCCAGCGAAUCAGUCAGUACUUCAACACCGACACUCCAGGGAUGGUGUUUACGGAAGACCUCAAGCACGUUGCCUACUUAUGCGAAGACAAGGACUCUGACAUUGAAUUGGUGGUCAAGAUGAUGAAGAGGUUCAACCAGCAGAACAAGGAACUGCGCUUUGGAACAUUCGUCUUCGGACCUGUGGCCCUCCGCCUGUUUUACCACUUGAAAAAACCAGAUAUCGUUUUACAACUGUUCAAAGACCAGGAGCUGGAUGGCUUCUUUGACCAGUUCUCAUCGUACCAGAUCGCCAUGGACCUCCUGUUUAAGGAGCAGCGCUAUCAGGACGUUGUGGACAUCUUCAACAGCAUGCAACAGAAGCAGCUGUAUGGAACCAAGUACCCACGCGAAUGCGUCGUCCUUGCCCUAGGAGCCUGCUACAAGUUGAACACUCGUGAGUCGUACGAGUAUGCGCUCAAGCUUAUUCAGGAUGCCCGGUCUGUGGGAGCUCUGGUGUUACGCAAGGGCCUGGCCUUUGCUGCUAUGCUGGCUGUCAAUCAUAAUGAGCCUAAGGUUGCCAUGGAGCUGCUGGCUCUGUCAGCACAGCUCUCUUACAUCACAGUCCGCAACAUCCGAAUGAUGGCACUAGCAGACCUGGACAGAGUGGACGACGUCUUUCUGACUCUACGGUCUGUCAUCCACCAAGACGUGCCCGUGCAGUCACGGACAGAGCAGCAAGUUUGCCAAGAAACGGUGGACAAAGUCGACGAGUGCCUGGCCCGGUUAGGUGACAAGGAGAAGACGCACAUCUUCGAACAGAUGAAGCGGGCACUGCGUGAAAACAACCACCUUUGCCAGCAGUCUCUCGACGAGCUUCUCUGCCAGCCAUUGCUCACGCGGCUACCACCUAAGGACCGGGAUGUGGACCGCACUGCAGGUUCCGGAAUAGGAGGGACGUACACGUCUGGAUACCGUGCUCCAAUGAAGGGAGCUUCAGGUGUCCGCUACCCAGUUCGACAUCGGCAAGGACUGGGAGAUGUCGACGAUUAGUCGUCACCACAUCUGCGCUAGAAAUGUUUAGCUUCGAUUUGCCCCCAGGAGACUUCUUCCCAUUUGUCUCUGUGCCUAGUGGCUUCAGAGAAAGGGCCAACUUUCAUAGAUUCUGAAUUGCUUCAAUCGUGAAGUUGGCAAUGCAUCAGUGUCAUUCCCUCUCGAAUAUACAUGCUUGGAAAAAUACAUGUACAGCUUGCUUGUGCAUCAAUCUGAUGGCACGACAGACUAUAAUUAAACAUUAAUGACUGAUCUAUGAAUGAGUGUUCGUAGUCGUUAAUUGCGUCUGUAUAGCUGGCGCGACACACUAUCAGCAUGCGUUGAUGCAUUGCACAGGCAUAUUCUCUAGCACUGCUUCGUGGCUGCAUCGUAUUGUAACCUUUGCAAACAGCUGAUGAACAGGCAAAGUUAUUAAACUGCGGGAAUUCAUCAGCUGCUACUCUUCGGAAUUUUUCUGGCUUAGGAAGUUGUAUAAAGCAAUUCCAGGGACAUUUUUAUACAACUGUAGCUGCAUAACAUGGCAAUUUUCCAAUUCAGAAAGUGUUCAAUACUAAUUUUAGAAACUGCAGUAUUUAUCUUCACCCUCAGUUUUGCUCUUUUGCAUUGAAGCUGCCAUGAACUCGUUGAAUGUUUGAGCUAGGGAGAGGUGUAAUAAGACGUGGACAACAAUCAGUGCUUUGACUGUGAAGCUUUUGUAUGUGUAGUUGUGCUGUCGAGACCACACAAGCCAUGCACCGACACGGCCGUCCUCAUUGUCUGUAGAAAUUCUGUACACAGAAUGUAAAAAGCUUGGGCAUAGAUAGUCAUAAAGUGGACGAAUAAAGUGAUUGCUCAGAUA
Messenger RNA from Rhipicephalus sanguineus (brown dog tick), 2078 nucleotides. RefSeq names its product pentatricopeptide repeat-containing protein 2, mitochondrial. Gene Ontology annotation, cellular component: mitochondrion. NCBI's taxonomy places the organism in Eukaryota, Metazoa, Arthropoda, Arachnida, Ixodida, Ixodidae. The record is from RefSeq and is a predicted model, not a curated record. Gene Ontology annotation, biological process: multicellular organism development; mitochondrion organization; regulation of mRNA processing. The transcript has 10 exons. Gene Ontology annotation, molecular function: RNA binding. Bases 20 to 1240 code for a protein of 406 amino acids.